Messenger RNA from Xiphophorus couchianus (Monterrey platyfish), 1800 nucleotides. Its product is annotated as prostaglandin reductase 3. The record is from RefSeq and is a predicted model, not a curated record. Lineage: Eukaryota; Metazoa; Chordata; Actinopteri; Cyprinodontiformes; Poeciliidae. The coding region runs from base 378 to 1595 and encodes 405 amino acids. Gene Ontology annotation, molecular function: 15-oxoprostaglandin 13-reductase [NAD(P)+] activity; zinc ion binding. The transcript has 2 exons. Gene Ontology annotation, cellular component: mitochondrion.
UUCACCUUUGCAUGUACUAGGAAGUGAAUGCUGUGUGUGUCCGGGAAAGGGGAGGGACUCCGACGACAAGUCAGGGACGCCGCUGCGCCUCUUCCCCACUGAGCUGCGGCGGUGCUGCGUUUUAAUCCCAAUAAAUACACACAUACACAUUCAGAGCGUGGUUUUAGCUGUAGACACUGCGUAACAAAAGCGUUGUGUUUUUGUUUUUUUUUUACUCGUCGAAACGCGUUUGUUGCGGCUCGGCUCGGCCUGACCCGGUCUGCGCGCGCCGCGCAAUGCGCAGAGGGGGCAGAAAAAGAAGCCUGUAGCGCAGGCUAACGGCAGCAGGGCUCAUUACUGGCAAGUUUGCUCCGUGAACUUUGCCACCAUUCGGAGCCAUGCUCAGCCCGCCGCCGCCGCGGCUGCUUUUGCUGCUGGGGAGGAGAGCCGGCGGGUCGCUCGUCGGCCGGGACGCGCUUUCCGGAGUUCGCCCGACGGUUCCGAGGCGCUUCAUCAUCGACACGUCCUACUCGGCGCACUUCAUGGAUUUCAAGGGCUCCUCCAUACCGAGCGGCAUGAAGAAGCUGGUCGUCACCACGCUCAGUCAGGAUUUCAGAGAGGCCGUCAGCGUGCGGACCGUCGCCGUCCCGACGCCCGGAGACGCAGAGCUCCUCGUCCGGAAUCGCUUUGUGGGAAUCAACGCCUCUGAUAUCAACUACUCUGCAGGCCGCUAUGACCCUUCGGUGAAGCCCCCCUUUGACGCCGGCUUCGAGGGAAUCGGCGAGGUCAUAGGCCUCGGCCUCAGCGCCAGCUCCCGUUACACCGUCGGGGACACAGUGGCCUACUUCGGCAGCGGCGCGUUCGCGGAGUACACAGUAGUCCCUGCCAAGGAGAGCGUGCCCGUUCCCUCGGCGAAGCCGGAGUUCCUCACCCUGCUGGUGAGUGGCGCCACAGCCUACAUCGCCCUGAAGCGCCUUGGCGACCUGGCUAAGAGCGAGACCGUCCUGGUCACAGCAGCUGCCGGAGGAACGGGACAGUUCGCCGUGCAGUUCGCCAAACGGGCCGGCUGCCACGUGAUUGGGACGUGUUCGUCCGACGAGAAAGCAGUCUUCCUCAAAUCCAUCGGCUGCGACAGGCCAAUCAACUAUGCCAAGGAAGACCUCGCCAAGACACUGAGGAAGGAGUACCCGCAGGGCGUAGACGUGGUGUACGAGUCCGUCGGGGGAAGCGUCCUGGAGCUCGCUGUGAACAGCUUGGCCACUAAGGGCAGACUGAUAGUGAUCGGCUUCAUUUCAGGCUACCAGACCGCAUCAGGUAUCCCACCUUUCAAGGGAGGGACGCUGCCGGUCAAGCUGCUCCAGAAGUCGGCCAGCGUCCGGGGGUUCUUCCUACCCCACUUCCUCGGGGACUACAGGGAGGCCCUGACCAGCAUGAUGCAGAUGUUUGCCAAAGGGGAGCUGGUGUGUGAGGUGGAUUGUGGGGAUAUGGCGCAGGAGGGAAAAUUUGUGGGGCUGGAAUCAGUUUUCAGGGCAGUGGAUUACAUGUAUGCUGGGAAAAACCUGGGCAAGGUCGUGGUAGAGGUCGCACCUCCAAAUGUUGGAGAUAGCAAGCUGUGAUUUACCUUGUUGCAUUAAAUCCAAUCAAACUGAAGAACUUUAUGUGGCCUCAAAAUUUAGAUUCUAUUUUCAUAAGGUCUUUGAUAAAGCUCAAUAAAGAAUGAUUGAUAAACAGAUAUUAAACAUUUAAAAAGUUUGUAAGAUUUGAACGGUGUUCAAUCUAAAUUCCUGUAUCAUUUUGUAUAAAGCUAACAGCUGUGUAAAA